Molecule: messenger RNA, 3664 nt
Organism: Talpa occidentalis (Iberian mole)
Lineage: Eukaryota; Metazoa; Chordata; Mammalia; Eulipotyphla; Talpidae
Gene: TLL2
Product: tolloid like 2
Exons: 21
Coding region: 1-3069 (1022 amino acids)
Biological process (GO): proteolysis
Molecular function (GO): calcium ion binding; metalloendopeptidase activity; zinc ion binding
Source: RefSeq, a predicted model, not a curated record
AUGCCCCGGGCCACCGCGCUCGGGGUCCUUGCGCCGCUGCUGCCGCCUGCCCUGCUGCUGCUGCUGCUGCUGCCGCUGCCCCGAGACGCCGGCGGGGUCGGGGAGCGCGCGGACGCCGCCUCGGACGACUCGGCCCCGGGAGGCGCGGAGAGCGCGGAGCGGCAGCUGGAGCAUUACCACGACCCGUGCAAAGCCGCUGUCUUUUGGGGAGACAUUGCCUUAGAUGAAGAUGACCUGAAGCUAUUUCACAUCAAUAAGGCAGGAGACCGGAUCAAGCAGUCGGUGGAGAAAGAGGGACACGGCACAGGUGGGCUUGAAGAGCAGCCAUUUGAGAGCUGGCCGAACGUCACUGUCACGAACACCAGCAGCCAGGAAGCCAGAGAGGAUGGCAAGCAGGAUGCCAAGCUUCUGCAGAGUUCCGGGACCUUGAAUGCCAGAGCAGAGACUGCUUCUCCCCGGGUCCGAAGAGCCACAACCUCAAGGACAGAGCGAAUAUGGCCGGGAGGGGUUAUCCCCUACGUUAUUGGAGGAAACUUCACUGGGUCCCAGAGGGCCAUCUUUAAGCAGGCCAUGAGGCACUGGGAGAAGCACACCUGUGUGACCUUCAUAGAGAGAACUGAUGAAGAAAGCUUUAUUGUGUUCAGUUACAGGACUUGUGGCUGUUGUUCAUAUGUUGGCCGCCGAGGAGGAGGCCCGCAGGCCAUAUCCAUUGGGAAAAACUGUGACAAGUUUGGGAUUGUGGCACAUGAGCUGGGCCACGUGGUUGGGUUCUGGCAUGAACAUACCCGACCAGACAGAGAUCAACAUGUCACCAUCAUCAGAGAAAACAUCCAGCCAGGUCAGGAGUAUAAUUUCUUAAAAAUGGAAGCUGGGGAAGUGAGUUCUCUGGGAGAGACGUACGACUUCGACAGCAUCAUGCACUACGCCCGGAACACCUUCUCCAGAGGAGUUUUCUUAGACACCAUCCUCCCCCGUCGAGAUGACAAUGGCAUCAGGCCAACCAUUGGCCAGCGCGUACGGCUCAGCCAGGGAGACAUAGCUCAAGCCAGGAAGCUGUACAAGUGCCCAGCGUGCGGGGAGACCCUGCAGGACACGACGGGAAACUUCUCUGCACCUGGUUUUCCAAAUGGCUACCCUUCCUACUCCCACUGCGUCUGGAGGAUAUCGGUGACUCCAGGGGAAAAGAUCAUCUUAAACUUCACAUCCAUGGAUUUGUUUAAAAGCCGCCUGUGCUGGUACGAUUACGUGGAGGUCCGGGAUGGUUACUGGAGAAAGGCCCCCCUGUUGGGUCGGUUUUGUGGUGAUAAAGUCCCGGAGCCCCUCGUCUCCACAGACAGCCGGCUCUGGGUGGAGUUCCGAAGCAGCAGCAACAUCCUAGGCAAGGGCUUCUUUGCUGUCUAUGAAGCCACCUGUGGGGGAGACAUUAACAAAGACGCUGGCCAGAUCCAAUCUCCCAACUACCCCGAUGACUACAGACCUUCCAAGGAAUGUGUUUGGAGGAUUACAGUUUCAGAGGGGUUUCACGUGGGCCUGACCUUCCAAGCUUUUGAGAUUGAAAGGCACGACAGCUGUGCAUAUGACUACCUGGAAAUCCGAGAUGGCCCCACAGAGGAGAGCACCCUGAUUGGCCACUUUUGUGGCUAUGAGAAACCGGAGGACGUGAAGUCAAGCUCCCACAGGAUGUGGAUGAAGUUUGUGUCCGAUGGCUCUAUCAAUAAAGCAGGCUUUGCGGCCAAUUUUUUCAAGGAGGUGGAUGAGUGCUCCUGGCCGGACCAGGGCGGCUGUGAGCAGCGCUGUGUGAACACGCUAGGGAGCUACAGGUGCGCGUGCGACCCUGGCUACGAGCUGGCCCCCAACAAGAAGACAUGCGAAGUGGCCUGUGGCGGUUUCAUUACCAAGCUGAACGGGACCAUCACCAGCCCUGGGUGGCCGAAGGAGUACCCUACUAACAAAAACUGUGUCUGGCAGGUGGUGGCCCCCGCUCAGUACCGGAUCUCCCUUCAGUUUGAAGUGUUUGAACUGGAAGGCAAUGACGUCUGUAAAUAUGACUUCGUGGAGGUGCGCAGCGGCCUCUCGCCUGAUGCCAGGCUGCAUGGCAAGUUCUGCGGCUCUGAGACGCCAGAGGUCAUCACCUCCCAGGGCAGCAACAUGCGUGUGGAGUUCAAGUCUGACAACACGGUCUCCAAACGCGGCUUCCGGGCCCACUUCUUCUCAGACAAGGACGAGUGUGCCAAGGACAACGGUGGGUGCCAGCAUGAGUGUGUCAACACAUUUGGGAGCUACCUGUGCAGGUGCAGGAAUGGCUACCGGCCCCACGAGAAUGGACACGACUGCAAAGAGGCUGGCUGUGUGCACAAGAUCAGCAACUCAGAGGGGACCCUGGCAAGCCCCAACUGGCCUGACAAGUACCCCAGCCGGAGGGAGUGCACCUGGAACAUCUCUUCAACUGCGGGCCACAGAGUGAAACUGACGUUCAGUGAGUUUGAGGUGGAGCAGCACCAGGAGUGCGCCUACGACCACGUGGAGCUGUACGAUGGCCCUGACAGCCUGGCCCCCAUCCUCGGCCGGUUCUGUGGCAGCAAGAAACCGGACCCCGUGGUGGCUUCAGGCAGCAGCCUGUUCCUCAGGUUUUAUUCGGAUGCGUCCGUGCAGAGGAAAGGCUUCCAGGCCCUGCACAGCACAGAGUGUGGGGGCAGGCUGAAGGCUGAAGUGCAGACCAAAGAGCUCUACUCCCACGCCCAGUUUGGGGACAACAACUACCCAAGCCAGGCCCGCUGUGACUGGGUGAUCGUGGCGGAGGAUGGCUACGGUGUGGAGCUGAUAUUCCGGACCUUUGAAGUGGAGGAGGAGGCCGACUGUGGCUACGACUACAUGGAGGCCUUCGAUGGCUACGACAGCACGGCGCCCCGGCUUGGCCGCUUCUGUGGCUCGGGGCCGUUGGAAGAAAUCUACUCUGCAGGGGAUUCGCUGAUGAUUCGAUUCCACACGGACGACACCAUCAACAAGAAAGGCUUUCACGCCCGAUACACCAGCACCAAGUUCCAGGACGCCCUGCACAUGAAGAAGUAAGGCCGCUGGGCCUGAAAGACAGGAGCUGAGAAUGUUUUUCAAACAAUUGCACCUUGUGAAUUUGCCCUAAAACAGUGUACAGUAUUUUUCUCCAGCAAAACUUUAAAUACUCGGAGGUAUGUAUUUGCUGAAGUUUGGCCAACAAGGAGGAGAGAAAAUGUUCCUUUGAUUCUGGAAGCAACAUUAUCCACGGGGGACACUCACAGAUUAAGGUUUGAAGUCACUGGUCAUUCAGGCCUUGCUGGUUUAUACUCAUUCUUGUUCCUCGCUACUAUGGGGCAGGAAGCCACCCUCGGUCGGUCAUUUCUCUGUUUCUGAACUAGCUCCCAAAGGUGCCCGGUGCUGCGAGCAUGUUGUGGAGAUCGGGCUGUCUUCGGUCUACACUGACAGAAUAAAAGUGUAACCAUAGAUGAUUUGUUGCGCACAGCGUUGGCUGAGGACUUUUGCUUUCUCUCUGCCAGGAAACCUGAGAAUGUGGACAUCAGAACACAAAAAGGCAUCCCAGUCAGCAGUGCUCAGAGGGAGUGUGAGUAGGAGAGUGAGUCAUUCUCAGGUAUUUCUCUGCAUCACCAGUGCUCCUCGCCCUUCUGGCCUC